AUGUCUAAUGAAACCAAAGAUCUUAACAACUAUCACUAUACUUCAUCAUAUAACCAUUACAACAACCAAAAUAUUACUCAUCUCCCUUACGUUUCUGGUCCAUCUACUUAUAAUGCAAACAUGAUCUCACCACAAAACGGUUCUAAUCUACACUUGAGUCCUCAAGGAGCGUACGAUUUGGGUUUCGAGCUCUCUCCAUCUUCCGAGUUUUUUAGUUCUUCGAUCGAUCAAGAAAACGGUUUUUACGAUGCUAUUAAUUAUAAUAGUAGCCACAAGAGUCCUGAUGUUGUCGGUGCAACCGGUAAGAGUGAAAUUAGGGUUUCUGCUUCUCCUUCUUCUAGUGAGGCCGAUCAUCAUCCCGGUGAAGAUUCCGGCAAGAUCCGGAGGAAAAGAGAAGCUGGCGACGGAGGAGAAGAUGAGCAACGUUCUCAGAAAGUAGUUAAAACAAAGAAGAAAGAGGAUAAGAAGCAAAAGGAGCCACGAGUCUCGUUCAUGACUAAGACCGAAGUUGAUCAUCUCGAAGACGGCUAUCGUUGGAGAAAGUAUGGCCAAAAAGCAGUCAAAAACAGUCCUUAUCCUAGGAGUUACUAUAGAUGCACGACGCAAAAGUGCAACGUGAAGAAGAGAGUUGAAAGAUCUUACCAAGAUCCAACGGUCGUGAUCACAACUUACGAAAGUCAACACAACCAUCCGAUUCCGACCAGUCGCCGCACGGCAAUGUUCACCGGAUCCGUCGCAUCAGAUUACAACUCAUCGUCGUUAUCUCCAAUUUCCGAUUUCAUCAUCAAUACUCCAAGAAGCUUCUCACAUGAUGAUCUCUUCCGUGUACCGUACGCUAGUGUGAAUGUAAACCCUAACUAUCAUCAUCAACAACAAAACCAAGACUUUCACCAUGAGAGUGAGUAUGAGCUUUUGAAGGAGAUGUUUCCUUCAGUUUUCUUCAAGCAUGAGCCUUGA
This is a messenger RNA of Arabis nemorensis, 957 nucleotides long. Lineage: Eukaryota; Viridiplantae; Streptophyta; Magnoliopsida; Brassicales; Brassicaceae. The record is from the annotation of a GenBank genome assembly.